Molecule: messenger RNA, 1473 nt
Organism: Pipistrellus nathusii (Nathusius's pipistrelle)
Lineage: Eukaryota; Metazoa; Chordata; Mammalia; Chiroptera; Vespertilionidae
Source: the annotation of a GenBank genome assembly
AUGCCGUUUGGGUGUGUGACUCUGGGCGACAAGAAGAACUAUAACCAGCCGUCGGAGGUGACGGACAGAUAUGAUUUGGGACAGGUCAUCAAAACGGAGGAGUUCUGCGAGAUCUUCCGGGCCAAGGACAAGAGCACGGGCAAGCUGCACACCUGCAAGAAGUUCCAGAAGCGGGACGGCCGCAAGGUGCGCAAGGCGGCCAAGAACGAGAUCGGCAUCCUCAAGAUGGUGAAACACCCCAACAUCCUGCAGCUGGUGGAUGUGUUUGUGACCCGCAAGGAGUACUUCAUCUUCCUGGAGCUGGCCACGGGGAGGGAGGUGUUUGACUGGAUCCUGGACCAGGGCUACUACUCGGAGCGAGACACGAGCAACGUGGUGCGGCAGGUCCUGGAGGCCGUGGCCUACCUGCACUCGCUCAAGAUUGUGCACAGGAACCUCAAGCUGGAGAACCUGGUGUACUACAACAGGCUGAAGAACUCCAAGAUCGUCAUCAGCGACUUCCACCUGGCCAAGCUGGAGAACGGCCUCAUCAAGGAGCCCUGCGGGACGCCGGAGUACCUGGCCCCGGAGGUGGUAGGCCGGCAGCGGUACGGACGGCCCGUGGACUGCUGGGCCAUCGGCGUCAUCAUGUACAUCCUGCUUUCGGGGAACCCGCCUUUCUACGAGGAGGUGGAGGAGGACGACUAUGAGAACCACGACAAGAAUCUCUUCCGCAAGAUCCUGGCCGGCGACUACGAGUUCGACUCUCCGUACUGGGACGACAUCUCGCAGGCGGCCAAAGACCUGGUCACGAGGCUGAUGGAGGUGGAGCAAGACCAGCGCAUCACCGCCGAGGAGGCCAUCUCCCACGAGUGGAUUUCCGGCAACGCCGCCUCCGACAAGAACAUCAAGGACGGAGUCUGUGCGCAGAUCGAGAAGAACUUUGCCAGGGCCAAGUGGAAGAAAGCUGUCCGAGUGACCACGCUCAUGAAGCGGCUGCGGGCGCCAGAUCAGUCCAGCGCCGCGGCCACCCCGUCUGCUCCAGCCACAGACACUGCCGCGCCCGGGGCUGCAGGUGGGGCUACCCCAGCCCUGGGGGGCAGUGCCAGCGCAGCCACAGCAGGUGACGCUGCAAAGAGUGAUGGUGCGGUCCCUGCAGACCGCAGUGCCACCCCAGCCACCGACGGGAGUGCCACCCCAGCCACCGACGGGAGCGCCACCCCAGCCACGGACGGGAGCGCCACCCCAGCCACCGACGGGAGCAUCACCCCGGCCACCGACAGGAGCGCCACUCCAGCCACGGACGGGAGAGCCACACCAGCCACGGAAGAGAGCACUGUGCCCACCAGCCAGAGCAGUGCCACCCCCGAGCCGGCCUCGGCCCAGCCGGACAGCACAGCCUCCGGGGGCGCGGCGGGCCAGGCCCCGCCCGCCAGUACAGGGGGAGAGGCCGCGGGCUCCGCCCUGGAGUCCCGGAGGGAGGAUGCCAGCUGA